CAAUCUUGAGAACAACAAUGAGAUUUAUUCACUUGCACAAUACGAGGCAAGCAAGCUUAAAGUGGAGACAAGCGACAGUGAAAGCAAUCAAAGCAACAUUGGCGAUAGCUGUGGCAACAACAAUCUCACAAAGAAAAUCAACGAUAACAGCAACUGCAACAACAACGAUAACUCAACUGACGACUAUAAACGGAAAUUAUUAGAGUGCAGUAAAGAAUCAAAACUGAAACAAGAACAAGAAAAUCCAGAAAUCCUUAAUAAAUCUUGCAAAAUUGCGUUGCAUUCGAUCAAAGCAGCCAACUCACCACCGUCAACGCAUACAGACCUAACCACCGACAACAACGAUCUCAACGAGGAUCGUAAUAUAAACAUAACCAACAACAACAAUACAACUAAUAAAUUAUGUUCCUCCAUUAAACGCGAAAAAACGUGUGCAAUUAAUGCAAAUCCCUCUAUUACCAUUACCACUACCUCAGGCAACACUAAUUGCGCAGCCACACCCCCAUUAGAUAAUACCACGAAAUUGAUCGACUCUAAUAAAACGAUUGUAUGUGAAAAGUCACUUUCUCCAUUGCGUCAGAAUUUACAAUCGAAUUGUUUAAACGGCAGCGACAAUAAAACCAACAACAACAAUAAUAACACUAGUGUCUCGAGCAAUAAGAAUUUGCUUCUAGCAAAAUCGCUCGAAGAGAAACGCCCCAAGUCGGUCACCGCAUCGGUAUUUCGUCCGGCUACAUUGGCCGAUUUGAGCGGUACACAUACAACAACGGCAACAGCAACGCCGCUAUCGCCGCCACUACCAACGCUCGUACCAUCGACUACGAGCACUUCGUCGGUAUUUGUGAAUGCAGCAAAUGCACCGUCGUUGCCGCCGUUGAACGCCGCUCCGCGCGCCCAAUCGGUAACGGCUUCUGUAUUUACGCCGAUUUCGCAGUUGUGUAAUCGACAACAACAACACAUUGCUAAAACCAAUUCCAUUAUAACACCAACAACGGUGACAGCAGCAAUACUCAGUGGCCAACAACAACAUCAUCAGAACCACCAAAACUCACAGACACCGACACAGCAGACACAAGAUAUGAAUAAGUUUUUGUCGUUCGGGGAUGAGACAAAUGAGUUAACAA
Molecule: messenger RNA, 1124 nt
Organism: Bactrocera oleae (olive fruit fly)
Lineage: Eukaryota; Metazoa; Arthropoda; Insecta; Diptera; Tephritidae
Source: RefSeq, a predicted model, not a curated record